Scomber scombrus (Atlantic mackerel) is the source of this 2847-nucleotide messenger RNA. It is a transcript of the gene alg10, whose product is annotated as ALG10 alpha-1,2-mannosyltransferase. NCBI's taxonomy places the organism in Eukaryota, Metazoa, Chordata, Actinopteri, Scombriformes, Scombridae. Gene Ontology annotation, biological process: dolichol-linked oligosaccharide biosynthetic process; protein N-linked glycosylation. Gene Ontology annotation, cellular component: endoplasmic reticulum. The record is from RefSeq and is a predicted model, not a curated record. The transcript is spliced from 3 exons. Bases 152 to 1576 code for a protein of 474 amino acids. Gene Ontology annotation, molecular function: dolichyl pyrophosphate Glc2Man9GlcNAc2 alpha-1,2-glucosyltransferase activity.
CACUGGUGCAGAUCUCACGCACUUUCUCUUUGAAUUGAGGCCGUACAGUGAUUUUUUUAACACGCGUAUUUAGUCGGUAUGCGUGUUAUACACCGUUAUAACAGCUAGCUUCAGGUUGCGUUUACUUUCACUACUCAUAUCGUCGUCAAACAUGGAGAAAUUUGAAGGCUACAUCUUCACUGCUCUCUGCAGCACCAACUUCUUGAUAUCCUGCCUGCUGUUCUCCAGAGUCACUCGGGAGCAAAGGGAACCAUACAUGGAUGAGAUAUUUCACGUCCCGCAAGCUCACAAAUACUGUCACGGGAAAUUCAACGAGUGGGACCCAAUGAUCACCACCCUCCCAGGCCUUUACCUGGUCUCUGUGGGGGUCAUCAAGCCCGUGGUCUGGCUCGCCGGCCUGACAGGCCAGGUGGUGUGUUCCACAGCCAUGCUGCGCUUCAUCAACCUGCUCUUCAACUGCGGCAACCUUUACCUGCUCUAUCUGCUCAUCUGCAAGCUGCACCAAAGGGAGAAGACACGAACAACCUCACGUCGAGUCCUGUCAGCGCUCUCUCUCUCCUCCUUCCCCGUGCUCUACUUCUUCAACUUUCUCUACUACACCGACGCUGGAUCUACUUUCUUCAUCCUCUUCACCUACCUCAUGACGCUGUACGGCUGCCACAAGGCCUCGGCGCUCCUCGGCGUCUGCUCCAUUCUCUUCCGCCAGACCAACAUCAUCUGGGUGGCGUUCUGCGCGGGCACUCUGGUGGCCGCCAAGAUGGAUGAAGCCUGGAGGGUGGAGCAUACGAAAAAAAGGGAUGAGAAGUCUCCUCCGUCGCAGGUCCCUCUGUCAUUCAGCGGAGCAAAGAAAGUGGUGCUUUUCAUGCUGGAGUUUCUCACAUCUCCUAGUCAUGUGAAGGCGGUGCUGCUGGUGGCCUGGCCUUACGCAGCGGUUGCCGUGGGUUUCCUUGUGUUUGUGUUGCUGAACGAUGGGAUCGUGGUGGGUGACAGGACAAGCCAUGAGGCCUGUCUCAACUUCCCUCAAGUCUUUUAUUUCUUCUCCUUCUCCCUCUUUUUCUCCCUCCCUGUUUCACUUUGUUACCACCGCGUACUCCGCUUCCUGCAGGCUCUAAAAAAACAGCCUAUAUUCUUCCUACUCAUCACCGGCCUCUGCUUCCUCCUCGUGUGGAAGUUCACCUUCGUCCACAAAUACCUCUUGGCAGAUAACCGCCACUUCCCCUUCUACGUAUGGAAAAGGCUUUUCCAGAAGCACGAGCUGGUGCGCUUCCUCCUCGUCCCUGCGUACGUGUUCGCCGGGUGGAACUUUCUGGACUUCUUCAAGUCACGCUCGCUCUUCUGGAGCUUGGCGUUCCUGGCGUGCCUCCUGGCUGCCACAGUCCCCCAGAAGCUCCUGGAGUUCAGGUACUUCAUCGUUCCGUACCUGAUUUACCGUUUGCACAUGCCCCUGCCCUCUCUUCCCAGACUCAUUCUGGAGUUCCUCCUGUACACGCUGGUCAAUGCCGCCACGAUUUACAUCUUCAUCACAAAGACCUUCCACUGGCCAGACAGCACAGCAGCACAGAGGUUCAUGUGGUGAACCAAAAAUAUUUCUGUCAUUUUUUGUACAUCUGUAACCAGGAUAACUUCAAAGGAUUGUCACAGCUUUUACUGAGAAUCAAUAUUUCUAGUUUUAACAUGAUAGACAGGAGUAAAAACCAAAAACCCUUCAACCAUGAAUCUGUUCAGUUACAUGAAAAUUGCAACAACAAAGGAUAUUCAUUAUUCAUAUAUCAGUUUUAGGUUGGGACAGUAUGUGAUGGUAUCAGUAUUGUAAAAUCAUUGGUACAGGUCUGAAUUGUAAUAUGUUAUUUUGAUAUGAAUUUCCUGUAUAUAAAAGUUGUUUCUACUGUAUGUAAAUACACUGUGAUUAAAAUCCUCUACAAGUUGAAAAAGAUAAUCAUGUAAUUUUGAGAUUUAUUGGGGAUUGACAGGAUAAUACAACGUUUACGUAUGACAAACUGUUUUGUACUAUAAAUGUAAAUAUGCCGCUCUGUAGAUCAGCCUUUGGAGAAAUAAGUGUUGACAUGAGCUGUAAAUACAAUUAAAGAGACCAAAUAUGACUUAGCCAUAAUGUAAAACAUCUUUUCAACAAUUUUUAUUGUAAGAGAGAUUAUGACAGAGAUUUUUGCUUUUUGCCAGUGAAAAACACAGAAACAUUUCACAUAGACCCGACCCACAAACAACUUUAUAACUGAGGAUACACCUUUAUUGCUUUUAAAAAAAAACAAUCUUGAUCAAGCCAUAAUUUAUUCUAUUGUUUUGUACCUGGUGGUUUAAUUGUAAUGAUAAUCCCUUUUUUCCUUAAGUAUGUUUCUCCUUUCUGUCUGCUAUUUUUGCUGUGCCUGAUUUGUGUGUGUAUGUGUAUGUGUAUGUGUAUGUGUAUGUGUAUGUGUAUGGGUUUUAACUGAGUUUUUUCUUUUUACAAGAUCACAAAAUCAAAAAUAAAUGUGACGUUUCAAACCGACCAAGACCUGAUUGUUCUCAGGAUUGGGAUGGGAUUCAAAAAUGUGAUUAAAAUGGGCAGUUUAUCAUUAUAUCAGUUUAUUACAAUGUCAUAUUUGGCCCUGUGUUUUUUUCUUAGGGUUAGGUUUGAGACUUUUCAGGUUCAAACGAGGCCAUGUGACUGAUAAACUGUAAAUAAUUCCAGUUCCUUUCCACUUUUCUAUUUGAGUCUGUUGUUACUUGUGUUUGUGUUGACUCAUCUGUGUUCCACACUUAACUGUAUAUGCUGUCCAUCCAACUGUAUGCUGCUUUCAUGUUGAUACAAUCCUGUGUGGAAUUUGGAAUAAAAUGAUUAAAUCAGCAUUA